Molecule: messenger RNA, 2973 nt
Organism: Aspergillus versicolor CBS 583.65
Lineage: Eukaryota; Fungi; Ascomycota; Eurotiomycetes; Eurotiales; Aspergillaceae
Exons: 4
Coding region: 1-2973 (990 amino acids)
Cellular component (GO): mitochondrion
Molecular function (GO): GTPase activity; GTP binding
Source: RefSeq, a predicted model, not a curated record
AUGAGAAUUUCGGUUCUCAGCUUCCCGGCCGCGGCCGACGAACCUCCUUCACACCUCAACCCAUCUCCAGAAGACUAUUCGCGGUUCAUCUUUCAAGAUAGAUGUCGCUCAACGAUCUACGCCGGCGCCGGAGGCCACGGCUGCGUCUCCUUUCAGCGGGAAAAGUACAUUCCAGACGGACCUCCGAAUGGAGGUGACGGCGGCAGCGGCGGAGGCGUCUACAUACAGGCCAUCGAAGGGAUGACCAGUCUGCACAAGCUUGCUCGGGGAGGAAUAGUUAAGGCAACCCGAGGAAAGAAUGGCCAGGGAAAAAGUAAGGGCGGAAAACGCGGUGAAGAUGUUCUCAUACAGGUUCCUGUGGGCACGGUCGUGCGCGAGGUAGACCGACAUGACCCCGUUGCUGCGGAAAAGCGACGGCAGAAACUGAUGAAAAAGGCGUCAAAUGACGAGGAAUUGGAGGAACUUGGUAUUACGCCCAUUCGUCACGAUCGCUGGGUCCUUUAUCCUGGUGCGAAUCCGUCGGAUUUCCUGAUGACAGUGUUCCCAAAGAAUCCGCCGCGGAGGCAAAGCAUUGCUGCGCUUGAGCCAGAAGCGCCUAUAUACCUUGAUCUGUCGAGACAUAUGGAUAAACCUAUUUUGCUAGCGGCGGGUGGUGCUGGAGGCUUGGGAAACCCACAUUGGGUUUCUCGUGACCAUCCUCGACCCCGGUUUGCUUCACGUGGAGAAGGUGCUAAGCGUUUGGAAUUGGAAUUUGAAUUGAAGCUGCUUGCAGACGUUGGAUUGGUCGGCAAACCCAACGCUGGGAAGAGUACCUUGCUUCGCUCGUUGACGAAUAGUCGGACUCGCAUCGGAAACUGGGCCUUCACUACGCUUGAGCCCAACAUCGGGACCGUGGUUAUCGAUAACGAUAAAGGCCGGCCUUUGGUUGAACUCGAAGGGAAAGUCCCGCGGAAGAGGUUCACAAUGGCCGACAUCCCGGGGUUGAUCAAGGAUGCUCAUUUGGACCGUGGCUUGGGCUUAGGGUUCUUGCGGCAUAUUGAACGAGCUGGGAUCCUUGCGUUCGUGGUGGACCUUAGCGCUGGGGACCCCAUUGAGGAGUUGCAAGAACUGUGGAAUGAACUCGGAAAAUAUGAAGAGCUGCGCGAGAUGGAGCCAGCCCACGGCGAGAGUGAGGACGAUCUGACCUGGAAUCCGCCCCGGCAUGGCCUACCUGAACUACAAACUGAAUAUAAAACCGAACCGGCCCAGUCUAAAGAUAGUCUUCCAGAGCUUCUGCUUCCGGCUAUCCACACCAAACCAUGGUUUGUUGUGGCUACGAAGUGCGAUCUUCCCGAAACUCAAGAACGAUUCAGGACACUUCAGGACUACCUCCGUGGAGUCGAACAGGGUAAACAUGAACAUCCAGGAGGGUAUGAAAGUGGCUGGAGGGAGAAGAUAUUUGCAAUUCCUGUGAGCGCUAUGCGGGGGGAGAAUAUGAUGGUCCUCCAAAACGUCCUCGCCGCCACGCUCUCCGCAAUAGUAAAUCCCGCUUCGGACGACCCGAUUAUUCAGUGCUUUGACAAGGACCUUGACAUCCUCCGUGAUAAUAUAUUCAACAACACAGACGAAACGCUUCAACUGUCCGACGCGCACCUACGUGUUUUCCCGUUUAAGAAUGUCGAAACCUGCUGGCGAAGGCUCUACACCGACUCCAGCAUUCUCAAAGCUUGCGAUGGGCCUAGGGUCGACCCCAGCGCUGCCUGGCUCUCGCCAGUCAUCCAUCUUCUCGACAAAGCAUUGAUCAUGACCGGCGCACCGCUUCGUGAGGACGCGGUGGAAUCUCUUUUAUCUGCUUUACAAGAAGCUACAAAGCCCCGUGUUCUUGAUACCGAUGAUGAGCAGCCAGACUACUCAUCCCGCGCUUCGAAAAGACGGAAGCUCUCCCCGUUCCUACCUCCCGAUGCCGUCCCUGCGCCGACCCUUACACAUCCAAUUACUCGUGUUUCGGAUCCAGGCUUUGACUACAUGGAAGAUCAUAUACAAGAUGUUAGGACGCCCCUGGUCAUUACAGAUGCGGUGGAGCACUGGCCCGCGAUGUCAACACGGCCAUGGGUAUCGCGCGAUUACUGGCUUGAUAGGACGUUUGGGGGCUGCAGACUAGUUCCCGUGGAAAUUGGCAGGUCAUAUACCGAUGAAGAAUGGGGACAGCGGAUCAUGGAGUUCAAGAAGUUUAUUGAGAAGUACAUCUGGAGGGAACCGUCACCGUCGAACUGGCAGGAUCAGGACCAAGAUGAUGACAGAGAUCCCGACCAAACAGGGUAUUUAGCGCAACAUGAUCUCCUUGGCCAGAUCCCGGCUUUGCGGAACGAUAUCGCUAUCCCUGACUUCUGCUAUAUUACCCCUCCAGCGCCGGACCCAGGGACACCGGUGUACCUGAAGAAACGUCAGGAACGGGAAUCUGAGCGGCAGAAGAAUAUGGGCAGCCAUCAGGCACACGGCGAAGCUGAUGUUGAAGGAGGCUCGCCCCUUCCCCCCUGCGAACCAAGAGACCCGAUCAUAAAUACCUGGAUUGGCCCCUCUUGGACAAUAUCUCCUCUCCACCAUGACCCAUACCACAAUAUACUUGUGCAAGUAACAGGUUCUAAAUACAUCCGUCUCUACUCACCUCAUACUCCCGCCUCCCAAAUCCACCCUCGAGGCAUGGAGCCCGUCACGUCUGAGAGAAGAGGUAGCAAUUCUGGUCCGCCUGAUUCAGACGGUGAUGGCUCCACCACGCGGAUGAUUGAUAUGUCGAAUACGUCCCAGGUUGACUUGGCUUCCAUAGAACUCUCCCCCGCCGAGUCCGAGCAGUGGGAGGCUAUGUGGCCUGGUUUCCAGCAGGCGGAGUAUGUUGAGACGGUCCUGAAAGAGGGCGAGUCUCUGUAUAUUCCUGUGGGGUGGUGGCAUUAUGUCCGUGGACUAAAGGCAGGGAUUAGUGUUAGUUUCUGGUGGUAG